This is a messenger RNA of Daktulosphaira vitifoliae (grape phylloxera), 2107 nucleotides long. RefSeq names its product homeobox protein ceh-31-like. The record is from RefSeq and is a predicted model, not a curated record. Gene Ontology annotation, molecular function: DNA-binding transcription factor activity, RNA polymerase II-specific; RNA polymerase II cis-regulatory region sequence-specific DNA binding. Lineage: Eukaryota; Metazoa; Arthropoda; Insecta; Hemiptera; Phylloxeridae. Gene Ontology annotation, biological process: cell differentiation; regulation of transcription by RNA polymerase II. Gene Ontology annotation, cellular component: nucleus. The transcript is spliced from 3 exons. Bases 339 to 1319 code for a protein of 326 amino acids.
AACUCGCAUUACAGUCACGUUAACAGUCAUUGCCGGCACCGUCCGACGCACAACGCGCGCGUACGUUAUCGUUCGUCGUAAUCGUCGUCCUCGUUUGUCCGUUUCGUCGUUAUCAUCGCGAUUUCGUUGAAAUCGUUUUUUUCCGUUCAAUAAACCUGUAUCGUAGCGUGUGUGCGCGUUGUUAUUAUUAUUGUUAUUUUGUGCAUUUUACCGGAUAAUAAUAAUAAUAAUAAUAAAAUUGUAAUUAAUAUUGUAACGUAACGUGUAACCGAUGGCGCGCCCUUUGGUGCUCGAAAUGUGCGGUGUUAUAUGUGCCUUGCCUAUAAACAUGUGAAAUUAUGUUGACGAUGCAGAUGAUGGACUGCAACGGGAAGCCGCCAACGAUGGCGGCGGCAGACUUGACGUCCACCGAUGGCAACAUUCGCGGUGGACUUGGUCGGGGGGGCACGAUAACGCCGUCUCCGGAACCGGCGGUAGGUUACAUCGGAGGCACGUGGCAUCCUCACGUGUACGGCAAUCCUCCGAGGACGCCGACGGCCCACAAAAUAGCCGACAUCCUGGGCUGGACCAAAACGGCCGCGGUGGACGAUCAGCCGCUGAAUUUGUCCACUGCCGGUCGUACAAGACCAAACGGCACCACUACGGUGCUGGACUUGACCAAAAUCAAACGCAAAGACAUUGUAGUAGCACCUCCUCCGACGAUUUUGAACCACGGACAAGUCUCUCCUCUUCUUCCUACUACUCCAGUGAGGAAGAAGUCCAGAAAGGAUGUGCCUUUAUCAUCGUCCCCGGGCCUUUUGGUGAGUUCUUCGUCGGGCUCGCCGGCGGCCCAGCAAGCCGAGAGCGACGGAGGGCACUCGUCGGACGGUUGCGGAGACCGGAAACGGAAGAAAGCCCGAACGACGUUCACCGGUCGUCAGAUAUUUGAGUUGGAACGACAGUUCGAACUGAAAAAGUACCUUUCGUCGUCCGAACGGUCAGAAAUGGCUAAACUGUUGGGUGUCACCGAAACACAGGUGAAGAUUUGGUUCCAAAAUCGACGGACCAAGUGGAAAAAGCAUGACACGGUGACAACAUCAGAACAGUCAGACCCGUCAACAAUUACUGCCACCUCAGUGGGCUCCAAACAUUCGCCCAAGUCGACUACAGGGGCCAAGUUCCUUAGUGAAGGUGAUGAUCACUCAUCGUUGGAAGAUUCGGAGAGCUGUUAUAGUGGCGUGGACGUUGCUGAGUCUAAAGUAGUGAUUGCUAGGACGCCGGAAUCACUACCUCCCACGUCGCCGCCCGACAAUGACACCACAGUGCGGGCUCCCAGUUAAGCGAUUGAUUUCUACAUCACUUAACUUUAACGACCUAAUUAGUCGAUGAAAAGAAAAUUCACAAUUAGAUGGAAAUGAAGUUACAUUAAUUUUGUUAGUUGUUUUUUUUUUUUUGUUUGUUUAUAUCAUUAUAAUAGUAAUAACCGUACGAAAAAAAAUGCAUGUUGGAUAACAAGCAGUUAGAAUAUUAAAACAUAGUUUUCGAUAAAAUGUGUGAAAGACAUUUGCUCUAAAAGACCAUUUUUGAUUAUACUGUUGAUUCAGUCCGAAAGAAAAAUUCCUAUCACAUCCUUCUCUUCCUGCAAACUCCAAUUCCAUUGUCGCCUAAAGCCUAUACUUCUUUUUUUUAUUACCUGCUCUUUAAUUGUCCACUUCAACAACGAUGUUAUUAUUAUUAUUAAUUUUUUUUUUUGUAAUGCGGUGACGCUAUUUUUUUUUUUUAUGUAAAAAUUGUGUAAUUUUUUUAUACACCAUAACAGGUGAAAUGUACUGAAUAUGUAAACGAAAUGUUGUAAUGUGGUCUUUAGGACUAUUAAUGUAAAAAAAGGUAAUUGUACUUUAUAAUGUUCUCAAAUUAUACUUACUUUUUCGCGUUAUAUUUCUUUAAUUAUUAUUAUUAUUAAUAAUAUAUAUGUGUAGAAUAUGUAUUGUGUAUAAUAUAAUGGAUAAAAUAUUUGUAAAAAAUGAAUGUGUAUAAUAUUUAUAAAACAUUAUUUUCAGUGUGUUAUAUUAUGUUAUUUUUUUUUAAGCCUCCUCGGCAAAUAUAAAGUGAACUAUUAUAAUUGUUG